Molecule: messenger RNA, 6756 nt
Organism: Paramuricea clavata
Lineage: Eukaryota; Metazoa; Cnidaria; Anthozoa; Malacalcyonacea; Plexauridae
Source: the annotation of a GenBank genome assembly
CUUGGUACAACUUUCAAUUUGGUGCUCAAUUGCUCCCGAGGCCCUGUAGUGAGGGUGAAAGGGCAAAUUUAAACUAUCAUAUAAUUAGGGACAUUAUUUAUGUAAAUAAUAUAAUAGGAUGAAAGCGAGAAUUAUAAUUUUAAAUACUUUUAUACCUGUAAUAAUUCCAUGAAAUCUCGUCAUGUGAUUUGCUACUUCGGGGAAUUAUACAAUAGAAUGCGACACAUGCAUCUGAGACGGAAGACUUUGUUUGUAACAGGAAUUCAUUCGCAAUGUUUUCAUGGCGAAAUGCAGCGUUGUUCCUUCUCAGUAUUUUAGUGUUGCAAACUGGAAUUUUAAUUAACAUCUACCUUAAUGCAGUGUUUCCUGCUUCAGACGAUGAAUUUCCAAGAGAAACUUUACUGCUUUUCAACGCGUACGACACAAAUACCGAUGGUGUUAUUAACCUGCGGGAAUUUGAAGCUGUAAAACAGAGGAUAAGCAAAACAUACCUGCAAGCCGUAAGAUCGAAAUAUUUGUAGGAAAUAAUUGUAAUCCAGAGUAGCUUGCUGUAACAUAUUAAUAUAGCUAAGCAUCUAUUUACAAGAACGUAAUAGUUUAUAUAUAUAUUAUAUUGUAAACGUUUGAAAUUGUAUUAAUAAUGUAAUGGAAUUUAUAAUACAGGCAGACUGUGGUGUGUGUGGGGAGGGGGUGGGGGAGAGGAGCCCCAACCCCAUAAUUUCAUUCCCCAUGAACUAUACAGUACGUGUUUGAUAGAGUAGCUAGGGGUGUGGUCCAGGUUCAUCUGAUAGACAGGGGUGUAACAUAUCACUACCAUUAUAACGGUUUCACUAACCUUUAAGUCACGUACACCUCUGAUCAGAUCUAUACAUUUUGUAUUUAGGAACCAGAGGGUUUAUGGAUAAACGAUAAUGAUAUUGACAAAAAGUUUGAAGAUCUUAAAACCACCGAUGGUGAAAUAUUGGACAUAAAAGCCGAGUUCACACCACUGGAUCUGGAUUCUAUGACAAAGUUUCAGGAUGGACAGUUAUUGCAAGUAUGUGACAUAUAAAUUACAAGCUGGUACAAUCCACUAAGAUAUCAGGACAUUUCCUGGCAGGUUCCUUGUAUUUGGAUGAGCAUUAUAAAGUAACACUAACAAAUGCUGUUCCCCCUUUCUCCUCCCUUUACUCCAAACAUUAACGACAAGUACCUCCAAAUAUUUCCACACAAUCUUUUAAACUUCAGGAAGAUAUGCAAGCAUUGGGUGGCUUAAGAAGAUGGCAGAGUGCAUUGAAGGAAGAGGCUGGGUUUGCAGUGGAAGCAUUCAGUUGUUUUCUUCCAAAGAGACAGAAUAUAGAUCUGGGCAACGCAUGGACCUUUGUCGUACCCAAUACGUCUCGUUAUGGUCAGUUUAUUGAUUAUUUAAUUGGGUAUCUCCUGAAACUGGGAGGUGGGUAGAAUAAGGCUGUUUGGACCACUGACCAACCAAGUGGCUGGCUAACUGACCAACUGCCUGCCUGCCCAACCGACUCCAGGCAACUUACUCACCAACUGACAGAAUGGUUGCCCAUCUAACUGACCAACUAAUUGAUUGAAUAAUAAACUGUCUGACUUACCGACCGACUGACCCACUAUCUCUGACUUACCAACCGACCAACUAACCACCUGGUCAUAUAACCAACUGGUUGACAGAUCAACUUGCCAGCUACUGUUCAAAUUUCUAGGACCUGACCUCUCCAGCAAUCGCUACACCCCCCCAGCAGUGAAUGCUGAUCAUGUGAUCCUACAGUAUCUCCUGCAUAUGUUCCACCCCAGGCCUUUCCUGUACUCUCGGUUCCCACCACAAGGAGCAGUGGCCUGUGUGAGAGCUGAAAAUGAGAAAUUCCUAGAAAUCGAAUUCAGGCUUCAUGCAGAGUUUCAACUGAAUACACCUCCAUUACUGCCGUUCUGGUUCACACCAGCACAAUUUUCUGGCCGACUGAUCAUCAGUAAAGAUGGUAGCCAUAUUCACCAUUUUGAAAUGGAAGUACCAUGCAACAAGACUUUAAAUGUGGGUAGGUUUUAGUUUGAUGAACUAUAGUUAUCUACAAUGUAUGUAGGAUUCAUGCUGGACAUACAGAGAAAGAGUACAGAUGUUGGACUGACUAUAUUGUUUAUUUUUGUUUUCACUGGAAAUUCAUCUUCUUAAUUUUUUUUUAGAUAUGGAAUGGUUAACUGGACGAACUGAGAAAAAUGGUGAAUCAACUGUUGAUGGUAAUGAUUAUAAAUAUGUGUGUGAUGAACAUGUAUGAGAGUGUAUCCUAGCUGCAACUUGGUACAAUAGUCACAAUACCGACACCUGCCAUUUUUCUCCUUGCACAGUUUCAGUCAUUAGGCAUAUACCUGCAAGACACACUAUUCAUGCAGGUGGUUUUCAUUGGAACAUUUCCAUUUCAUCAAUCAUUCUCUUUUUCAGACAAUGAAGUCAACGAACAAAAUAACAUGGAGGUGGACAUCGGUAAAAAUAUUCAAUUAGUUAAAGCUGAAUUGAAAACUUUACAGUAUAUUGUCUUACACUUUAAUCACUGAAUUUGAGAAAAGCACCAAAUGCAAGGAGGUUCACUCGAUUCCUUCUUCAGCUAUUUAAUUGGUAUUAGAUACUAAUACCCAGACUGAUUUUUGUCCUAAAUAAUUUUUUCCCACCCUUGCCAACUGUUUCUUGGUAUAUUGAUACUUGAUUAGGUAGUCUGUUCAUGAUCUCCGUUUCCCUUCAUCAUCAGCUCCAUAACGUCUUUCUGACUAUUUCCUUUCAUCUCUUCCAAUUACGUGUUAAACUAAGACGAAAUGGAGAGCUGGUCAACUUCAUGUGUGUUGCUUCCCUCACCUUCUCUGCAAUGCUUGUCACCCUACAUCUUCUGAUCCCUCAUUCCAUAAAGUCUCUUGAUGGUAUGGACAGGUAAUAAGAAGAGACUGCCUUGCUUCCUUCUCCGUAAUGUCUGCACUCUGCCGCCCCACAUCUUCUUCUGAUCUCUUCAUUCCAUAAAGUCUCCGACUCUCCUUUAUCUUUUCUUAUUACGUGUCCAUGCCAUCGUCACCUUGCUUCCUUCACCUUCUCCACAAUGUCUGCCACCCCACAUCUUCUUCUGAUCUCUUCAUUCCACGUCUCUAAACCGGCUCUCUCAGCCUAGUCCCUUGCGCCUUAUAGACGCCCUGCUUUCGCUCUGAAACAUGUUAGCACGUGGAACGCAAGUGUGACGUCACCACUCAAGAUGUUGCACAGUGGUCACACAACACCCCAGGAACAAAAUGAGAACAGCGAAGAGACUGCCUGGGACUAAGUUGCGACUCUCCAUCACUUAUUACGUAUCCAUACCAUCGCUGUUUCCCUCACCUUCUCUGCAAUGUCUACCAUCCCAUAUAAUAUGUUCUGCUCCCUUCUUACUUGUCUUCAGCGAAACCUCUGGAUCCUAAAUACUAAGCAAAUACCCACACAAAUCAUUUUCUCACAUCUACAAACUCUAUCAACAGGUUAUUUACCGAAAAUGAAACUGAGAAGCACAGCUCCAUCAUACUAUCAUGCAGCUAACGUCUCCUCGAGCCCCGAGGAGCGUGAAAUAAAAUGGCAGAGAGAAAUAUCGCAUGAGGAAGCAAUAACCAUUUUGGAAACGAAAAUGUAUCCAUUCAAAAAGGUUAGGAUAUAUUAACUGUGUUUUAUGUUAAUACCAGUUACUUUACCAUAUGUUAAUCUAAUUGAAUUUUUUUAAACGAAAACUGUGAAAUGCAUUUCUUAAAUGUAUUUUAGGUGCCGUAUCUUUCGUUUGACAAGGCUUACACCAAAGCGAAGGAGGAGAAAAAGUUAGUGCACUCCAUUUUACUUUGGGGAGCACUUGACGACCAGUCAUGCUGAGGUAAGGCUUCAGUUUCAUAUUUUAACAAAUUGUAAUUGAGAAAAUUGAACAAAUUAUCACAGCAAGGAAAAUAUCAUCUUUGCAUUUGACAAAAGAACCUCAUUAGCAGCUAUUGUAUUUGGAGCGCUUUCAUCUAAUAUGGCUCAACAUCCAACAACAAACAGAAUACUUCAUGGAGGUAUCACAGUCUCAUCAUAUGAUUUCGUUGUCUGACUAUAGGCUCUGGGCGGACUCUCCGAGACACGGCUCUCGAGUGUUCGCCCGUUAUGGAAUUGCUGACAUCACACUUUGUCAGCACCUGGUCUCUGCUUCAAGAUAUCAAGGUGGGAUAGCAAAUUCACGUUCAGUCUUGUUCAUAUAUUAGGUCAUUUUCACUCCUGAAAUACGUUCAAGUGCUUUUACUUAUUACAGAGACUAUCAACGAAUCAAUAUAUUACUCCAGAACUGAAGACACAGGCUGAACUAGCCUUAGAAAGUUACAGGUCCGUAUAUGAGCUGAAAAUCUGGAAUAUGACUAAUUUACAAAUUACAAUAUCCAUGAACUAUUAUUCUGUUAUAUUUCAAGGUUCCCAGUGGAAAGUAUGGUAGCGCUUCCUAAUGGUACAGUGGUACACAGAAUGAAUGCCAAUGAACUAGUUGAUAGCGACGAUGCUGAUUCUAGGUAAGAUUCUGAACACUGAGUAUAUCACUGUGUAGCAGAUCUAGCCUCUGCAGGCAUAUUUCUAACCUAGCACAUUAAUUACCCAGCAUGAGAUAUCUGUGGAGAAAAUAAGACCAUUCGCAGAAUUAUUGGAGCGCGGACUUUGUUGUUUAUUGAGUUCCUCACUCAUUGAUGAGCGGAUUUUACCGUCCAAUUUUAACGUCCUUAUCCGAGAAGACGCGAAAGUCUAACCAUUUACUGAUGGCAAUGUAAAGGUAGCACUUUCUCCUCAAUUAUUUUGAGAUCUUGAGUAGAGAUCCGAUGAAGGAUUGAACCCGGGUCUCCAGAGGCAAGCGUAGUGACCACGACUUCACAAAACCUAGUUAAAUCAUUCUUCUUUUGAAACAAGACAGAAACAUCAAAAAUUACAUAAGGCGGAAUAAAAUUCAAAAGAAAUCCAAGAAUGAAGUCAAGGUUAUGCGUGCAUUAAUGCUACACUCCAUCAACUCUGCGAAUGAUGUAUAUACUACGAUAAAACUCUUAAUUUCAAUCUUAAGUUACAAGUUUAUUAUUUUUGCUACAUUAAUAUUUAGUGCUGUGCCUGGAUUAUCAGAUGGACUCAGCGCAAAUUAUUACAAGUUCCUCAACGAAGCAAUAUCUAAAGCCAAAACACAUUUUGAUGGUUAAAUUUGACAACGAGGAUGUAUUGUUAUGUGAAUAAUUAACAAAUGCAUGUCUUCUUUUAAUGAUAAUAGCUUUUACAACUGCAUGAAAUUCAGCGAAAGCUAUUUGAUGGUUUUUAAAGGAAAAAGCAUUUUAGAAUAUUCUAUAAUACAAUGCCAAUAAUAUAUGAUGCAUUAAAUAUGACAUGAAUUUCUUUCUUGAAUGAAAAAACUCUUUAAGCUGUAGUGUAUCUUAUUUUUCAGUUUCUCGUUUUUAUGGUUUGUUCCCGAGAUAUUUCAAUUUGGUUGACAUGUAAAUGAGUGUGAAUAUGUCCGCUAAUUUAUGACGUCACAUUGGUUACAAGCUCUUCAAAAUGGUUGAAUAUCACUGUUAUCAUCCAAGAUGAUAAUUUCAAACUUCACUCACUGGUAUUAAAUGUGAUGAAACACUGGAGAAAAAUGCGAACUGAUAUCUACAGUUUUUAAUAAUAAUAAUGAUAACCAGUGUAAGUUGAGCUUGCAACCAAUGUGACGUCAUAAAUUAGUGGACAUAUUCACACUCAUUUACAUAUCAAACAAAUUGAAAUAUCUCGGGAACAAACCAUAAAAACAAGAAACUGAAAAUAAGUUACACUACAGCUUAAAGAGUUCUUUCGUUCAAGAAACUAGAAAUUUCAUGUCAUGUACACUUUAAAGCAAAAUUUUGUAUACUCGACUAUUGUAUGUGUAAUUAAAGUCUUUUUAUUGCUUUUGAUGUGGUUUGCCUUGUUCAUUGGCGAUACUAUUUUAAAUUAAGAAUUUUAUCUGUAGUUAUCUUUCAAAUAUUUAGCCUGCAACUAAGCUAGUUGCACUUAUUAGCUUAAUAACCUAGCGCAUUGUCCUAUGCACUGGUUUCCCCCAAUAACCCACAUUAUCCACAUGUAAUCAGUGAGCUCUAUAUAUACCUGGAGUAAGAACUUCAGUCAUUCGGCCAGUGAGAAAAGUGAAGCCAAGAUGGCGGCCAUUGACGUCCAAUAGGCAAUUCCAGCUUUUAGUUUAUGCGUGCAGGGGACGAUGGGAAGUAAGGUAUCACAUUGCUGAUUAUGCUGAAAAAAUUAAAAUGAUGGCCGUGUAAACACGGAGUGAUAGCUUAUACUUGUAAAUAUUGAAAUAUUUCGGUUGUUUCGGUAGUUUUUAUUGAAAUGUUUCAGCAUAAUUAGCAAUAUGAUACCUUACUUCCCAUCAUCCCCUGCAGGCAUAAACUAAAAGCUGGAAUUGCCUAUAGCUCUGAAGAUUGUAAACAGUAAUACCAUUUCCCCCAGUUUUAAACAAAGUUAUCAGUUCAUAAAACCACAGUAUUAUCAGUUCACAAAACCAUAGUAUUAUUCUUUAAAUCGAAGUCAAAAUACGAAAUUUCGGCACACUCCUUGCAGACCAAAACAAUAGAAAGGGACUCGAGUUCUCGCUCCAGACAUAUAUGGAGCUCCCUGCCUGGAACUUACUUAUGACGUCAGUAAACGUCGUAUCAUAAUGUAGGCGGAAAUGCCACUAGGGCGUCACCAUGCGAGUUCCAUAUCUUAUAAUCUGAAGAUACCAAAUCUUUCAC